UCAGAAAUCGGUCUGCCCCAAAUAUUUGUCAUUUUAAUCAUAACACACCUGAGGAUUUAACUACACGAUGCGGGGGUGUGGAUGAAGAAAUCGUUAUGUCAAAUCAGUCAUCAAUAGUCCAGGGAGUUGAUGGUGAAUAGCCUUAAAUUUUAUAUAGAUAUUUUAGCAUUAUAUCAUGCCAUUUGGUUUGAAAUUCAAAAGAACCAGGCGGUAUGACAUCUCUACAAAGAACGUGUUUGUGGUGGGGGUGGAGAUGUUGGAUCAUUCCUACCUAGAGUGUACACUGAACUCUGACAGUACGGGGCAGGAAUGUCUGGAGAGCAUAGCUCAGCGUAUAGAACUCAGCCAGACUCAGUAUUUUGGUUUACGAUAUGUGACCAAAAAGAUGCAGUAUCAUUGGAUUGACCUGACAAAGCCGUUGAAGAAACAGAUUGAGAAGAAUCUCCAACCCGGUCACUCCCCAAGGCUUUACUUUGGGGUCAUGUUUUACAUCACAGGGGCACACAAGAUCAUUGACGAUGUGGCAAGGUAUCAGUAUUUUUUACAGUUGAAGACAGACAUUGUAGAGGGAAGAAUUCCGGUCAGUAUAGAGCAGGUCAUUCGUUUGGGAGCCUUCAGUUUACAAGCUGAAUUUGGAGAUUAUGAAUAUGAUAAACAACAGCAGGAAUAUUUUGAAGAUAAUGAUUUAUUUCCUAAGACAAUGUGUCGUGAUGAUAACGCUGUGUCGGAGAUGAUGCAUGAGGUACUGAACUCCUACCAGAACCUCCAAGGCAUUCACCCGGUGAAGGCAGAGAUGCAGUACAUCAAGGAAAUACAGAUGAUGGACGGUUACGGCAUGGAGUAUUACACCGCCAAGGAUGAGAGAGGUAAAGAGCUUUACCUGGGAACUUCCUACACAGGUAUACUGGCCAGAUACCUGGAUGGCUCACCUACGAUAUGUUUCAGAUGGUCUGAGAUUGCCAGACUGACUCAAAGUAAGAAAGUCUUGGAGGUGGAUACGUCUAAGAGUUCCUCUCACUACACAAUGGAGGACUCGGACACGGCUAAAUACCUGAAGAGGAUGGGCUACCUUAUACAGAAGUUCCACAAAACCAACAAAAUGACCCCAAGGGAUGAUAUUCAGACAUCACAGCAAGUCUUCUCAGAUCCAUUGACCCAGUCCCAAACAUCACUAACUUACUCUCAACAUUCCACUCAUUCCCAAGUGUCACAUGACCAGAGGUUUGAUCCAGAUUUAUCGCAGUCUUCCUUUGAGGAUUUUUAUCGUCAGUCUCAGCAGAGCCUGGAGACAACACACAGCGACAUCAUUCACUACUCUGGUGACGGAAGCUUCACCCAUAUCAACGGAGGUCAGCUGAUCACAGACAGCCCUGUGAUUGGUCAACACACUCCUGUACAGAGGAGGGAUUCCCAAAAGUCCCCCUUACUACCGGCGUAUAGACCCAGUCCAAGCUAUGAGGAAGUGAUGCGACGUCGGAUGAGCCAGCAGCCCCCCGCUGCCGUUCACAGCUCCCCCAUUCUGCAGUCUCACCAUCAUCCUAACCCCAUCCCCGACCACAAACUGUACCCCCCAACAUCCCCGAGAAUUUUACAUGACGCAGUAUUGAUUCAGCAGCCCCCUCCUGGUAUAAUGUACAACCCGGAUGUUACUUUUAACACUGGAAAUGCAUAUAUGAACAGUGAACUUAUGUCUUCUUAUAACAACAAUACAAUGUAUGCAAAUAGGGCAGUCUUCACAACGGAUCUUGGGAACAGGGGAAGUAAUCUGGUAAUGCAGCCAACAUACAGUUCACCGGAGUUAAAUUCCCAGUUACCCCAGUUCAGUAUUAAAGAGACUGAGCCCCUCCAUUACAAACCCCCUCCCCCUUAUCCCAGAUCCAGCACAAGUACCCCUGACCUAGCCAACCAGACUGUCAGAACAAAAGUAGGGGAAAGUCCAGAUUUAGUGUCACGCAAAAACCUGGGUGUGAAAACAAGUUUUAACGGAAGUGUGGAGAAUGUUCCAAAGGUUGUGUUAGACCACACUGAAUUAAAUCCUUAUCCUGCAAGUACUUCUGAAAAUGUGAUACUUAACCCAGAAAGUGCAAUAUUACCUAGAGACACGACAGAUUCAGCAAAGCCACCUUUGGUCUUGCCAAAUAUUUCGACCCUGGGGGUUAGUCCACAUAUUACAGUUCAGCACCCCGAGACAGAUGACGCCUCAAGUGAUCACUCAGGGGCUACGUUUCAUGUCAAGGACACAGACAGUGAAAAAGAGGAUGAUAAAAGUCCAAAGUUAGACAGUGUUAAAGCCAAAAUAGCCAUCAAAUACGUGGCCCCCAACAAAGCACCGCCUCCCUCCACCACUAAAGAGCUGAUCACUCGAAGGGAGAGUUUCCGCCGUCAAAUGAUAGCACGGACAACUCAUGAAAACCCCAUAAAGAAAGAUGAACCUCAGGACCCAGUGGUCAUCCCCGAGCACACAGAUGGCAGUGGCGUGGCGGUCAAACCCACCACCAGUCAGUCCACCUUUAUACGGCGGUUCUCCAGCCGCAGACUGUCCCACAAGAAGCCAGAGGUACCACCCCCCAUCACCAGGCGAGCCUCCGACAUAGCGACUAAGUUUACCGGGCUGGAUGUGGUACCACCGGUGGGGAACUUUGUCAGACAGGUCAGUGUGGAGUCAGAGGAGCCGGGGCCACCAGAGGAGGAUAGUGAUUCAGAUUAUGAGAAAGAUGCUACAGUGAAAUUGAAGAUGGGACCUCUGAAGAUGGCUGCCAUGAAUGGAUUAACUAUGUCUAGACCAAUGGUAUUGGCUCUUAUGAAUGAUGAAAGCAGAGCUCCAAAGGAUGAGAGGAGAAAGCUUCUAGAAAACAAAUUGUCAGAGAACUUGGUAUUUAAAGAGUUUGAGGAAAUCCCCAAGAAGGUGCAAUCAGCUGAGUGCAGCGUGGCCAGACUUCCAGAGAAUGAGGGACGUAACAGGUUCAGGGACGUCCUGCCAUACGACAUCACUCGGGUCAAACUGACCCCCAGGAAGGACAACCACUCGGGUUAUGUCAAUGCUUCUCAUAUCAAGCUGUCCUUUGGUGACCGGGUCUGGUGGUACAUUGCCACCCAGGCUCCAAUGGAGGAAACCUGCGUAGAUUUCUGGCAGAUGAUCUGGGAACAGGAAGUGGACGUCAUAGCCAUGUUAACAGACCUAGCUGAGCAGGGAAAACAGAAGUGCCACACCUACUGGCCCCAGGAGAUUGGACCCGACCAUAAGAUUACAUUUGGACAGUAUGAGGUGACCCUGUUGUUCUGUAAUGACUCUCUGUGCUACAUCACCAAUAGAAUCUCUGUGGUACACCUGCCUACUAAGAAGGAGAAACAGGUCUGGCAUCUACAGUACACAGACUGGCCAGACCACGGCUGCCCAGAGGAUAUGUACGGUUUCCUUGGAUUCUUGGAUGAAGUGGACUCUGUACAGAGACUUGCUGAGAGUGAGGAGGGGAGUGGGAAGAAGUCCCCCAUCGUGGUCCAUUGCAGUGCCGGGGUGGGGAGGACGGGGGUGGUGAUCCUAACCCAGGUCAUGAAGUGGUGUCUGGAACACAACUUUGAUAUAGAUCUUCCAAAAGCUCUUGGUGCCAUUAGACAGCAGAGAAUGUUCAUGGUUCAGACAUUAGGACAAUAUAACUUUAUACAUAAGACUCUGAUCCAAUAUCUGAAGAAUUCCAGGCUCAUCUAGGAGUGUGUAUACAAGAAGAUGUUCAAACAUUGCUAGUCAAACAAAACAUUGAGACUGGGAUAUAUUACAGAAGCACAAACAUUCCCACAGAUUCAUGAUAC
Molecule: messenger RNA, 3807 nt
Organism: Saccostrea cuccullata (small rock oyster)
Lineage: Eukaryota; Metazoa; Mollusca; Bivalvia; Ostreida; Ostreidae
Product: tyrosine-protein phosphatase non-receptor type 21-like
Exons: 19
Coding region: 176-3706 (1176 amino acids)
Biological process (GO): protein dephosphorylation
Cellular component (GO): cytoskeleton
Molecular function (GO): protein tyrosine phosphatase activity
Source: RefSeq, a predicted model, not a curated record